This is a messenger RNA of Chlorella variabilis, 1689 nucleotides long. RefSeq lists its product as hypothetical. Gene Ontology annotation, molecular function: RNA binding. Lineage: Eukaryota; Viridiplantae; Chlorophyta; Trebouxiophyceae; Chlorellales; Chlorellaceae. The coding region runs from base 1 to 1689 and encodes 562 amino acids. The record is from RefSeq and is a predicted model, not a curated record. The transcript is spliced from 7 exons. Gene Ontology annotation, biological process: mRNA processing.
AUGGCGCCCGGCAUGCGGCCGCCGCUGCAGCCUGCGCUGCGGCCGUCACCAGUGGGUGCCGCAGGCGCCUUGGGCACGCCCGGACGCAGCACAACGCUGUGGGUGGGGCGCAUCGCUUCCACCGUGGAGGCGCCAUUCAUCCAGCAGCUGCUCGAGGCGUGCGGCAAGCUGCGGGAGUGGAAGCCGGUGACAGAGCCGGAGAGCGGCAAGCUCAAGGGGUUUGGAUUUGUGACGUACGAGGAGCCCGAGGGGGUGGUGGUGGCGCUGCAGGUGCUCAACAACCUCAAGCUGGAUGGGCAGGAGCUGGCGCUCAAGUGCAACAAGGCUACUGAGGAGUACCUGGAGUGGUACAAGCGCAACAAGCAGCAGCAGCAGCAUAGUAAAGAGGGGGGCGGUGAGAAUGGCGCGGCGCCAGGCGCGGAUGGCACCGCCGCUGCUGGUGACAAGGAUGCGGUGGCGGAGAAUGAGGCGCUGGGGCGAGUGAUGGAGCUCAUCAGCCAGCGGCCGGCGGUGGCAGGGGCCAAGGUCGAGCCGACCUCUGCAGCAGCCGCAGCGGACACUUUUCUGUCCAACCUGUCAGCAUCCCGUGACAAAGCAGGCAGCGAGCGUGGCGCCAGCAGCGCUGACCGCAAGCGAGAUCGCGAGGUAGAGCGCGAGGCGGAGCGGGAAGCGGAGCGCGAGCGGCAGCGGCAGCGGCGGGAGGAGCAGCGGCGGGAGGAGGCAGCAGAGCGGGCAUACCGCGAGGCAGUGCGGCAGUGGGAGGACCAUGAGCGGAUGCGUCAGCGUGAGCUGGAGAAGGAGCGGGAUCGCGCAGCAGACCUGCUGCGGGAGCGGCAGCGCCAGGUGCAUGCCGACAAUGAGGCAGCCGAUAGCGAUGACGAAGAGGAGCCCUGGCGGCGGCGGCCCUACGGCGGCAGCAGGCGCGCCUUGGAGCGGCGCCGCCGCCGCGAGUUGGAGCAACAGGACGAUGCAGCCGACAGGAAGCGAGAGGAGGCAGAGGCGGAGGCUGCAGCAGCGGCAGCUGAAGCAGAGGCGAAGGCAGCAGCCAACCAACCUGCCGCAGUGCCCGAGGAGCCAGAUGCAGGCAAGGCGGCAGCAUUUGGUGCUGAUGACAGCAUCAUGGCAGCCAUGCUGGCGGCUGUGAAAGCCAAGCCCGACCCAGUUGUGGCGGCAACUCCGGCAGCGCAGCCAGCGUCCGCCAUAGCUGCGCCGGUUGCUAAGCGCAAAGUGCGGGCGGCGUACUCUGAGGAGGAGCUCAAAGCACUGCAUGAGCAGCCGGACGAGGGCGAACAGGGCGGUGCAGCGGGCCCGCCGGUGGCCCAGCCCGCCGCGGCUGCGCCACCAGCUGCGGUCGAUCCUGCAGCAUUCAAGCGGCAGCUGCUGGGGCUCAUCCCCAAGGACAAGGCUGGCGUGUUUGCCUUCCAAAUCAACUGGGCGGUGCUGGAUGCAGCACCCCCAGAGGUCAAGGACAAGAUCUCUGGCUGGGUGAACAAGAAGGUGGCGGAGCUGCUUGCUGAGGAGCCCAGCUUCUGUGCCUUCAUCAUGGACCAGCUGGCGGCGCACGCCUCCGCUGCUGCCAUGCUGGAGGCACUGGGCGAGGUGCUGGAUGAGGAUGCAGCGAGCUUUACAACAAAACUCUGGCAGAUAUUAAUUUGGGAGCAGCUAAAGCUGGAACACGGCGGGGCGUAG